GGGGAGAGACAGACACACGCGGGGCCUAGUCGCCACAUCUUUUCAUGCGAGGAAGCUGCACCGCUAAACCACCCAUUUUUGGUUUCCCAAAACGGCUCCGGCCCGGGCCUCAGUCCGCGGUCUAGAGUUUAGCAGCGGGCUGUUGGAGACGGAAGCACAUCGGCUUACAGCUGCCUGCCAGCCCCGGUGCCCAAACCACCAUCAUGGGAGACAGCAGAGAUUCUCGAAGCCCAGACAGCUCGUCUGUCUCCUCCCCGCCAUCAGGCCAACGCUCGCCUCCCCUAGUUCCCUCGGCUGCAGCUUCCAUGACCUCCCUCCCUCCCAUCACCACCACGGGAGUCAACAGCCCCAUCAGUAGCAUCGGUUCCCCCUUUUCCGUUAUCAGCUCUUCACUGGGAUCACCCUGCCUACCUGGCACGCCAUCGGUGGGCUACGGCCCGAUAAGCAGCCCCCAGAUCAACUCCACGGUGUCCAUGUCAGGGCUCCAUGCAGUGAGUAGCUCAGACGAUGUAAAACCUCCGUUGGGCCUAAAGCAGCUGUCAGCCCACAGCCCGGGACCGAUGCUUUCCCAGAAACGCCUUUGUUCCAUCUGCGGGGAUAGAUCCUCUGGUAAGCACUAUGGCGUCUACAGCUGUGAAGGCUGUAAAGGCUUCUUUAAGAGAACGGUGAGAAAAGACCUGACCUACACCUGUCGGGACAAUAAAGACUGUAUGGUGGAUAAGAGACAGAGGAACCGCUGCCAGUACUGCCGCUAUCAGAAGUGCCUGGCUAUGGGCAUGAAGAGAGAAGUGGCCAAGAUGAACGACAGAUCUGUUCAAGAGGAGCGGCAGCGAAAUAAAGACCGAGAUGGCGAGGUUGAGUCGACCAGCGCAGUAAACGAGGAGAUGCCAGUGGAGAAGAUUUUAGAAGCGGAGAUGGCCGUGGAGCAGAAGACUGAGCUCCAUGCUGAUGGCAGUUCAGGUGGUAGUUCGCCCAACGAUCCUGUCACGAACAUCUGCCAGGCAGCUGACAAGCAGCUCUUCACUCUGGUGGAGUGGGCCAAGAGGAUCCCACACUUCUCUGAGCUGCCCCUCGAUGAUCAGGUCAUCUUGUUACGUGCAGGCUGGAAUGAGCUCCUGAUUGCUUCGUUCUCCCAUCGUUCCAUCUCAGUGAAGGAUGGGAUCCUGCUGGCCACGGGUCUGCAUGUCCACAGGAACAGUGCCCACAGUGCAGGCGUGGGAGCCAUCUUUGACAGGGCGCACAAUGCUGAGGUUGGGGCCAUAUUUGACAGGGUUUUGACAGAGCUUGUAAGUAAGAUGCGAGACAUGCAGAUGGACAAGACCGAGCUGGGCUGCCUGCGAGCAAUCAUCCUCUUUAAUCCAGAUGCCAAGGGUCUGUCCAACCCCAGUGAGGUGGAGCUCCUUCGAGAGAGGGUUUAUGCGUCACUCGAGUCGUACUGCAAACAGAAAUACCCUGAUCAACAGGGAAGGUUUGCAAAGCUCCUCCUCCGGCUGCCAGCGCUGCGCUCCAUUGGUCUGAAGUGUCUGGAGCACCUUUUCUUCUUUAAACUGAUUGGUGACACGCCCAUUGACACCUUCCUGAUGGAGAUGCUCGAGGCGCCUCACCAGCUCACCUAGAAGAUCCAGUCUCGAUCCGGUCAGGAUCCGAUGCACACCAGGAUUACUAACACAGCUCCCACUGUGUUGGAUCGCUGGCUCUUCUUGUUCGGGCUCAUUUAACUGCAGCACCUGCUGGUUUUUACACACCAGCUUUUUCACACAAAAAAAAUACACACAGAUUUGCUGUCACAUAUCUCACACACACACGCACACACACACACACACAGAUUCUUGAAACAUACAUGGAUUGAUCGUCAGUAUAACUAACACACAGAUAGUAUGGCUUGAACUGAACAGUAUGCUAACUGUAAUUGAAACCACAUCCAUACACAAGCAUUUACAAGCUAUUUUCCCACAGUCAGUUUUUCACUAUAGGGAAUAUUUCUCCCGGAGUGUGUCCCUUCUUUCUCACACAGUUUCAGUAAAUGUCUUAAUUAGAUUUGGCCGUCAGUUUUCACAUCUUCAUCGCGCAGUGGGUUAUUGCUUCUGUGUAACUGAUGUACCGACCCUGUUCUCACCUGGGUUCCCUCCAGUUACUGCUAGCUACACCUCUAUAUGUUAUCUGUCACUAGCCAGUUCAAUGUUCAUGUAUGGUUUUAGCUUCGAAUCAUAGCAUUUCAAUCAACUGUCUAAAAUCGGUCCUUUCUUAAUGUCAGGAAGUGUCUUUCACCAGACAGGCAAACGCGCCCUCCCAGUGAGUUCAUCCAAUCUCAUUAACGUUGAAAUAUUUUAUGCUUUUCGAAUAUUCAUGCUGAAACUUGUUUGAGUUUCUAUUUUGAAGUACUGUACUCAUGAAAUGAGAGCUUUUUUCCAAGGCAUUGAAAUCCAGGAAAAGAGGGUUGGGAGCACUUUGUGUUGAACAGAUAGACGGAGUCCCUCCCACCCUGAUGCGCACAGCGGGCUUUGUAAGACAAGAAGAAUGACUUGAAUUUUUUUGUUUGUUUGUUUUUGGUUAUUUUGUCCUUCUCUCUACUUUGGCAGAUGGUUGGUAUUUGAAACAGCUUGAGGCUCACAGAAAGUACAGCUUCAGGCAAGAAAAAAGUAUUUGUUUGACUUUUAUCUUGCUCUCCCCCAAAAUCCUCCCUCGGCUGGUGGUCAUUUAUGCACUUUUGUGAGUUGUUAACUGUGUAAAUGUUCCUGUUUCCUAGAAAUGACCAUCUGCCCUCAAACACCUAAGAUGAACUUGACGGUACUAAGUGUAGGGUUUUUUCCAUUAUUAUCAGAACAGGUGAUGAUUUGUUAUUGAGGUUGCAAAAAAAAAGACGUUGACAUCUUGAACAGAUAGAAAUUUAACCCUGUGGUUCUGGCUGCCAACAGUAUAUUGAGAUCACAGGUGAAUAUCUUUUAUUCUAUAUUGGUUGUUUUAUUAUUCCAAAAAUCAUCUUUAUUUUACCAAUUAACUAUUGGCAUUGACAGAAAACACUUUUUUCUGCACUCUCUGGAGCAUCUUAUGAUUGAAUAUUUUUGAGUAUGAGUGGUAAGGUAUUGUUCAGAAAGGCUGAGUAAAUAAGUGCAACACUUAUUUCGUCCACCCAGGUCUGAGCUGUGUCUUUGUACAGUGUAUUUGAGUAGAUAAAAUGGCUUUGCUUUGUUGCACUUAUGUCUUGUAAAACAAGAAGCAAGAAACCUAUAUUUUUGUGCAACACAAAAAGGGGUGAACAGUAUAAAAGCCAGCGGAAAUUAUUAGAUUGUGGCAACAUUUCACAUCGUGGUCGAUCCGUAUGAAAUUCAUUGUUUUUGCAAUAAUUGCAGCUCAUGCAUUGCUGGUGGUAAAAGAGGAGUAAUGCACCAAUGUUAAAUGCAACCUUGUGUGUUGUUAUACAGUAUUUGAAAAGGAAAUACAAAAAAAAAAAAAAGAUGCCAAAUAAUGGAAAUCCUACACCUACUACCUGCAGCUUUGAAGACUUAAUUCAGUGUGUCUUGGCUCAGUGCUUGCGACUUUUGUACAGUAGAUGUAAAUAUUACAAAAAAAUAAAAAUAAAAACAUACAUGGGAGUCAUGUAUUAGUAAUUCCAGUUCACAUGUGAGUAAGUAAAAAUACGUGACUCCGACAAACAAAAGCUAUCGUUUUCUUGCCGUUCGACCCACAUUGGACUUGCCUUCCAUGUACUGACAUUGCCACGAAACUGUCUUUGAGCCCAGGGCCAAACCACACCUCGCUGCUGCUUUUGCACCAACAUCUGCCAUUAUGUUCCAGUUGUUCUCGGUAAUUCGCUGGAUUUUGUUGACAAUGGCACUUGACAUUUACUGUGAUUGAAAUUUGUGAGCGUCUGAAUCUGAGCAUUGCAGUGAAAAGUCAAAUGCAGCUACCACAUGAUCAGAAGAUUUAACACAAGCUAUGAAUUAAAUAGUCUACACUCGCUCAAAGUUGAGCAAUACUGGGGUACACGUAAAGAUUUACUACCAUUUUUGUUGGUAAAAUCAUUUAAAAGUGUGUUGACAUUCUCAGAUUUAUUCAGCCUUCUUCUUAGUCGGCACAUUUACUGAAAUCAAACUCAUUUUUCAGUAUCAUUCUACAGGGAAGAGGCACAGCUGUCCUCAACCAGGUGCUAAUUAACUAAUACGGUCUUGUAGAUGAAGACUUGCACAUUUACAUCAAUGCAAACUCAGUAUGCAAGUACACAGACAAAUCAGUUAUUUUCCAUUCUAACCUAAUCCCCCCUGAUUUGUUUUUGUGUUUUUUUUUUUGUUUUGUUUUUUUUGUAACCCUCUUAUGUUGAGACUCCAACCUCUGGAAAAUCAAAACCAAUACCAGCUAAGUACGUUUUGGCUGUGACUAAAUAGAUUUUGUUCUCUACUAGACACAGUUGUUUUUCUUUUUUUUUCUUUUUUUUUUCUUUUUUUUUGUUUCUGUUUUUUAAAGAAAGCAAUGUUGCUGGUGGAAGCAUUGAACGUGCUGCUGAAGUUUAGGGUCUGCCAGCUACUUUAACUAGAAUGAGCAAUGAGCUUCCUGCCCUCCAGAAAGUCCAAAUAUUUCUUCUCAGAGAGGAUCUUUGGCCUCCCCCCCCAUGUGAUGUGGACUACGAGGCUGGCCGUUGACCUGUAAGACAGGUGUUACUGUUUUAACGUGAGUGAGUUGGUCUAACCUUAAAGCGUGGUGUUCUCCCUCAGCGCGUCUGUGCGGUGAAUUCAGCGAAGUGCUCUCCAGAUGUCCAUUAAUUUCCUUCGUGCAGAGAAGAGUUGGCACCGCUGCCGACUGACUUUGGCUGUUGGUAUAGAGACACAUGACGGCGUGGCCAGAGGUUUUGUAGUGUAUGUUCUGUCGUAGUGCAGUUUUAAUGUUUUAUUAUCGGUUUGAGUCCGUUUGUAUGAGCCAAUACAUUUUUGAGACUUGCGUGAGAAUGGUUCUUUCAGCCGCUGGGAUUUGAGAUCUGUGAUCUUGACUAGAGUUUGGCGAUCCUAGGAGAAUCUGAGCUGUGGAAUGAUGUCUGGAAGUAAAACACAUCAGCUUUUUUCCCUGCUGACUUUAAGAGGCGUGCAUGUGUGGAUACUCUUCUGGUGGGUUAACAUCUCUGACUUUCUCUGCAGGAUUUUACUUUUCGGAGCUUCCCCUGUUGAAUGUUCGAGCCUGCUGCUACUGCACCGUGUUUCUAGCUUGGGAUGGGAAUGAUUAGGCCUUGGGUUAAAUGCUGCGGGGUCCACUUGUUGACAUCAAAUAGUCACACACAGCGGCCUGAGUCGAUACCAAUGUUUGGUGGUGAUUUUUUUUCAAAGUCAAAAUAUGCAACUUGUAUAGUCCUAUUGUGGUAACAUGGUUAAACAGUUGUCAUGCAAUAUAUGCAUUGUAUUUUCUGACAUUUGUAAAAAAAAAGAAAAAAAAAACUAUAUAUAUAUAUAUAAUAGCAUAGUCUGUUACAUAAGUUAACGUUAAUUGGCUGUGAAUUCAUUUCCAAUUCCCAUCCCUUCAUUUAGUAGCGACGUAUUUAAGUCGUCUUGACAUUUUGCUAUGCCAUUUUUACAUUUCUUUACAUUUUGCUAUCAGUGUAGCAUCAAGAUGAGAAGAUAGUUUUUUUUUUUAAGCUAUUCAGUCAGUGCAGGUCUGUGUUUUUUUUUCUUUUUUUUCUUUUUUUGCCUCCUCAAGCUUUGCAAUGACUGGUGGUUGGGCGUUUCCUCUUUUCUAGAGAGUUUGCUAUAGGGUGUAUGUGGUGGCGCGGGUGUUUUUAUGCACAUGUGUACAGAGUCUGUCUGCAGCUACGCCCCUUGACUGGCAGAUUCUGUCGCUUUGGCUGUGACUUGCUAAGCACUGUUGAAUAAAUUGGUCGAGUGAAAUGAAAGGGUGCAGGAAAAGGAGCCAGGCCGGCUUCAGGCGAUUGCCGAGCUUGUUGACCUGAUGCUUUAUCAACACACCCCAGACUCCUUCCUUCCUUCCUUUUACUUUACCCCGUCACCACUGCUUUACUCCAGACUUAAUGUUUCUUAUUCACUCGCCCACGCAGGCUGAAAAUGACUGGGCUUUGCAUUGAAGUGGACUCGUCAAAUAGACCUACGAUUCUUGGACUGUUCAAAGCGGAUGUGAAGCUUUUCUUUCGACGGUGUUGGAGAGCUGUGGAGAGGGGAUCCGGUGCCGUGUGUCCCUCUUUGCUUACUUGACUUGACUUGAGCGCUGCAGCGACCUGUGGUCAGCCAUGGGAGGCCUCUGAAUCGCACCGCCCACGUGUGUUUGUCGCUGCAACCGUGUGCACUCAAGGCAGACGCAUGCUGUGACCUUUUUACCGUGUUGCAGUAUUGUGGUCGCCAGUUGUUACGUUUUGAAAGACAUUGGUUAAAUGUUUGUUUUUUUGUUUUUGUUUUAAUGAUCACAGAAGACAGGGGAGGUAAUGUAUAGAUCCAACAGCCAGGUGGCGUUGUUUGAGCCCCACCAGAGCCAAGGCCGAAGGUGUUAUGAUCAGUAAGGCGCACGGCGUCUUAUGCAGCCUUGAAAACACCACCCUCACUGGUUUAUUUAUCACUGCCAAGCUGUUUGUGGCCAUUUUUUAAACGCUGGGCCAUUCAGUGUCAUGUUAUUUUGUGAUGGUUGCGCAGCGCUGACUCUGGCCUGUGUAAUGCGUCCCAAAGAGGGUCCGAAUACGACUGGAAUUAAAGCUGAUGCGGAAAAGGGGAGCAGCGGUCGGUGGAGGGAAGCAGAUCGGUGUGUGAAUCCCUUUUGGUGUGUGAGCAAUGCAUCGGUGCUUUUUCUUUACAGAGUCUCUCAGUGGAAAACAUCUGCUUUGGACUCCACAAGACAAGAUAGUGCAUUUAUGAGUCGCGAGAGAGGGUAGAUUAAAUAGGGCCAGGUUUUUAGUCUCGGUCCUUCUCUUCUUCAGAUGGACUUGGUUGUGUUUUUUUUUUUUUUUUUUUUUUUUUUAUGACCGGGUGGAGCUGGUGAAGACAAAACAGUUCCCAGAGUCUGUUUUUGAACAUGAGGGAGAAACCUCGUGUCCAGCUGCAGUGAGAGGCUGCCUCACGUUCACCAGUCCAGUCAGAGGAGGCGUCUGUGAGCAGGUUGGGUUCAGUGAAUGAGGAGGUGGUUGUUGGCGUGAAUCACGAAGGAUUGGUCAGAGAGAUCAGAAGGGCAGGAAUUUCAGUCUGGAGAUGAUUGAUGUGAAGAAUAAUAAAACCUGAUUUUCCAGUAGAUCUAGAAUCUUCCUUAAGUGUUUAUCUUUCACACAGUUUCUUUGCCUUUUUUCCCCAUCUGCCCCUUCUCUGUCUAUGGUAUUCAUUUUUUUGUUUAUUACAAAGUAUUAAACAAAUUCAAGAGCUGUAAAGUCAGAAUGGGAUCUUUCAUUCUUAUUUUUGAUUUGUUUUUCCCUCCCUCGCUUGUGUCUGUUCUCUGUCCUGUUUGUAUUCUACUCCAUUGUACAUGUGGAGCUGAUUGACUAUUGUGUGCUUUGGGGAUUGAAAAUAUGAAUAAUUUUUUCAGUCAUUAAUUCUGAAUCUUGUUUCUGUUUGUUGUAUCAUGUCCAAGUAAAGGUUUUAAUACUGUA
Messenger RNA from Salarias fasciatus (jewelled blenny), 7561 nucleotides. It is a transcript of the gene rxrba, whose product is annotated as retinoid x receptor, beta a. Gene Ontology annotation, biological process: regulation of DNA-templated transcription. The record is from RefSeq and is a predicted model, not a curated record. The transcript has 13 exons. Gene Ontology annotation, cellular component: nucleus. Gene Ontology annotation, molecular function: zinc ion binding; nuclear steroid receptor activity; sequence-specific DNA binding. Bases 204 to 1616 code for a protein of 470 amino acids. Lineage: Eukaryota; Metazoa; Chordata; Actinopteri; Blenniiformes; Blenniidae.